Molecule: messenger RNA, 706 nt
Organism: Fundulus heteroclitus (mummichog)
Lineage: Eukaryota; Metazoa; Chordata; Actinopteri; Cyprinodontiformes; Fundulidae
Product: beta-galactoside-binding lectin-like
Exons: 4
Coding region: 134-541 (135 amino acids)
Molecular function (GO): laminin binding; carbohydrate binding; galactoside binding
Source: RefSeq, a predicted model, not a curated record
AGUGUCACUCACUGCAAAGGAACCUCCCACUCUGCCUCGCAUAUAGUCAUCUGUCUGGGUGUAGACGCAGAGGCACAGCCCUGCAGCACUCUCCCUUUUUCCCUGCUCCACUUUGCUGCUUUUCUCUGCAAAGAUGAUGAAAGGUAUGAUCAUCAAGAACAUGUCCUUCAAAGUUGGACAAACCCUGACUAUUAUUGGAGUAGCUAAACCUGAUGCUACAGAUUUUGCCGUGAACAUUGGCCCUGAUGAGCAGGACAUCACUCUGCACGUUAACCCUCGAUUUAACGCCCAUGGAGACGAGAACGUAGUGGUCUGCAAUUCUUAUGAAGGAGGCAACUGGUGUGAGGAGGUCCGCGAGGGAGGCUUUCCUUUCCAGCAAGGACAGGAGUUCAAGAUCACCAUUGAAUUCACCCCAGCUGAGUUUGUCGUGACCUUAUCAGAUGGCUCUACAAUCCACUUUGCCAACCGCUUGGGUGCAGAGAAGUACUCCGUCAUCAGCUUUGAUGGGGAGUCUCGCAUCCAGACCGUGGAAAUCAAGUAAAACUCUGUCCUCUGGAAAGUACCUGAACUGGACUGAUACUCGGUCGCAUCACAUGUUGCCCACGUGUUUUCAAAUUCCUCAUAAGAUUUGCCUCCGCAUUUAGCAUUUAGCAAAUUCUAUAUCAAGUUUAGGCUUGUUGAGACCAGAUGCAAUCACACAUAAAAA